Messenger RNA from Medioppia subpectinata, 2354 nucleotides. The record is from the annotation of a GenBank genome assembly. NCBI's taxonomy places the organism in Eukaryota, Metazoa, Arthropoda, Arachnida, Sarcoptiformes, Oppiidae.
UUAUGGAUAAAAUAUUGCGCUGUUUUUGGCCUAAAUGUGAUUAUAAGACUAAAUAUAAACACCAUUUGAAUGCUCACCAAUUGGUUCACUCAGAUUUGAGACCAUUUAAAUGUGAUUUUGAUAAUUGUAAUAAAAGUUUUAAAAGUGAAUUAAAAUUAAAUAACCACAAUAAUCAUGUUCACAUAAAGAGAUUUGUAUGUGAUUGCAGUGAAUGUGGUAAAGUGCUUAAAUCAAAAUCAAAUUUAAUUAGACAUAAAGUGCUCGUUCAUUCAUAUCCUGAUAAAAGUCAUACUUAUUUUAACUGUUUUUGGCCUAAAUGUCAAUUCAAAACAACAACCGAAUCAAUGCUAAUAACACAUCAAUUAAAACAUUCAGAUAUAAAACAAUUUAAGUGUGAUUUUAAUAAUUGUAAUAAAUUAUACAAAUAUAAGCAUCAUUUAGAUAGACAUCAAAAUAGCACUCAUUUUAAUAAGAAAUAUGUUUGCGAUUUCAAUGAGUGCUAUAAAACAUUUACAGAAAAUAAAAGCUUAAUUCGACACAAAAAUAGGGUUCACUUGAAUGAAAGAAAAUUCAAAUGCAAUGAAGAAAAUUGUGACAAAAUAUUUAAGUCAAAGCAAACUCUUUUACGUCACAAAAGCUGUCAUUUGGGAGAAAAGACAUUUCACUGUUAUUUCAAAGGUUGUAUAGAAAGUUUCAAAUAUCGUUCACAACUAUCUAAACACAGCAAUAAUGUUCAUAACAUAGACAUACCAUUUGUGUGCGGUUUCAGUGAAUGUGAUAAAGUGUAUAAAUCUAAAUACAAUUUAAUUAGACAUAACCUCACUGUCCAUUCAUACCUGGAUAAAAAUAAUGUCUAUUUUCAAUGUUUUUGGCCUAAAUGUCAAUUCAAAGCUAUAACCAAAUCAAUGCUAAAAGAGCAUCAAUUAAAACAUUCAGCGAUAAAACAAUUUAAAUGUGAUUUUGAUAAUUGCAAUAAAAAAUAUGUUUGCGAUUUCAAUGAAUGCUAUAAAACUUUUACAGAAAAUAAAAGUUUAAUUCGACACAAAAAUAGUGUUCAUUUGAAUAAAAGAAAAUUCAAAUGCAAUGAACAAAAUUGUGACAAAAUAUUUCAGUCAAAGCAACAUCUUUUACACCACAGACGCUGUCAUUCGGGAGAAAAGCCAUUUCACUGUCAUUUCAAUGGUUGUAAUAAAAGUUUUGCUUAUAAACAACAUUUUAAAGUUCAUAAGAAUAGACAUUUGGAUAUAAAAAACCAUAAAUGCUAUUACGAUAACUGUAGUCAACAGUUUGUUACACGUAGCGAAUUAAAGCGCCAUAUAAUGCGUGUACAUAGAUGGAUCCUUAGGCUAAACGACUGUCCGGACAGUUGUGUUGAUAACACAGACGCCGACGAGAAAAGGACGGGUUUAGACAAAAUCGUUGAGUCCCUGUCUUUGGCCGACUAUUUCAAGUGUCGUAUUUGUCUGCAAGUGUUGAACAAGACGUUAGUCACUCGAUGUGGACAUACCUUCUGUCACGAGUGUCUCAAUGAAUGGCUCUCAAGAUCGCAGACAACCAAAGAGUGUUUUGAAUGUCGACAACCGUUGGCCACAAGAAAGAGGGCCCGAAAUCAAACAAUCAGUGAUAAUGAGGCCAUUAUCGGAGGCAAUGAUUUUGUAAAUAGCAAUCCUCUCAUCGAUGAAAUUAUCGGUAAAUUGAAGAUCAGAUGUGAUUACGAGUGGAACGGAUGUCCAGAAGUGUGUCCAUUGGAGUCGUUGUCCACUCAUCUCAAGACAUGUCAACACAAAUUGUGUCAAACAUGUGGUCUAUCUGUGGGUCUCGUAAAGGAUGACCACAACUGUAUUGAAGGCCUGAAGACAGACCGAAAUGAAUGGCAAACAAAAUGCAAUGAAAAGGAUAGAGAAUUUGAUAUAAAAACUAAAGAAAUGGAAACAAAAAUCAAAGAAUUGGAGACAAAACUUGAAAAAUGUGAAAAAAAGUCACGACAUUUAGAAAUGAAAUACAAACAAAGUAUUUCUGGCGCUUUGCAUAAAGAAUUGGUUCAGAAAUGUAAGGAUUUGGAGACUUCAGCGAAGACAUCAACAGUUGUGGCAAAACAAGAGAUUCCUUUAGCAGUGAUUCCCAAAAGUUUAUUCUUUGGUAAAUACGAGACAAAUGUCGGGUCCAUUGAAUUCCAGAAAUACGAUCGCAGCUUAAGGUGUAUUAUCAUUGAAUUGAGAGACGUAUUGAAUGAGACAUUUGUUUCACAAUUGUAUAAGAAAUGUGUGGCAAAUAAUAAUGUCAACGUUAAAUACGAGAUCAUAAGCCCAGACACUGCACAACUCAUGCUAGAGAAGGCCAAGAAUGGCAUCAAU